AUGGUAGUGAUAAUGCGUUAAAUAAGUUAAAUGAUAUUCAAUCUCAACUUAUUCCCCAAAAACAAGCAAAAGAUCCUAAGGGAUUAACUAUACUCUUUGACAUUAUUGGGGUAGUAAUUACAUUACCUUUAGUACAACUUGGACCGAUGGCUGUUGAAGCCUUUGCUAUUGAAGCUACAGAAGAAGUUGAGGUUGCAGCAGUUGCAGAAUUAGAAAGUGCUUCUGCUGAAGUAUCCAGUGAAGUAAGUCAAGUCGAUAACAUAGAUGACUAUUUCGAACUUGCCCGUGAAACUAGAGGAAGAGGUGUAGAUGCACUCGAUAGAGGAGAUGUUCAAACUGCUAUACAUCAAAUGGAAAAAUCAAGAAAAUAUGUAGAUGAGAUUGAAUCUUAUAUAGUUGAGAACCAUCUUCCUGAGAUAAAAAAAUAUAUGCAGCAACUUUAUUUAUUUGCAGAUGAUAUUGAAGAGCUUAAUGCACGAAUAAUACAAGAUUUUAUCAAGGGGGAGAAAAGCCUAUUAGAGCAACUUUCAAAUCCUACUAUGAGACCCACAACAUUAUCGGAAGAUAAUUUUUUCACUGCGCUUGAUAGAAGAGGACUGAUCCCAGGUAUGCGAGGUCAACCUUCAGUAAGUAGACCAUCGAUACGAUCUCCCGAGAUACAGGAAAUGUGGAGCUUAGGUGGUAAUGUUCCAAAACCUCAAAAUAAAAAAAGGGAUGGCUCAAAUAGUGAUUUAGGAGGAGUGAUUAGUCUAGAAAAUUUAUAUAUAGAAGAAGUUUUGUAUGAUAUCUCAAAAAAUUUAAAUCAAUCAGCAACGAAUUCUGACGAGUUUAUAAAACAAAUUAACGAUUUAGUAGCUUUAGUUAACACGGAAUUCAAAAAUAAAAUAGCUACUCAGCUUAGUGGAAGUGAUAUUACUGUCUUGAAUAAUUUUAAUAGUCCUAAGUUAAAUAAUGCUGGUGAUUUUGGCAGAUCUUUAGCUGCAACACAUGUAGAAAGUUUUAUUACAGCAAAUAUAAUAAGUUCUAUUAUGACAUCAUAUGGUGCAGCUAUAUGUACUAAUGAUGUUCAAAAAGUAUGUUUAAGGACACCAUGUCAUUGUAAUAAGCCUAUUGGUGAUGGAAAUUGUAUAAUUGCAGGUGGAUUUGGACCUAAUAAUGAUUUUUCAUAUUUAGGAUACAAAGAUGAUCAUAUAGCUUUAAUUUCAAAAUGGAGAAAAGUAUCUGAUAUUUGUCAAAAUGUUAAUGGUUGGAAGUUUGUACAUGAUAAAUGUUGGGGGAGAAGACCAGAGUAUUGUGAUCAAUGUGGAUCUUCUCAUACCUGUAAUAAGAGAUCCCUUCAGCAAUAUUUAAGUUGUACCUGCGGGUAA
This is a messenger RNA of Racocetra fulgida, 1367 nucleotides long. Lineage: Eukaryota; Fungi; Glomeromycota; Glomeromycetes; Diversisporales; Gigasporaceae. The record is from the annotation of a GenBank genome assembly.